UGAGUGAUAAUUCAAUAAGUACUUUUUUUCUUUCGUUUUUACGCUGCACAGAUUUCUGUGCCGCUUCUGGAACUGUCUGUGUGGCUGUAAAUGUUCCGAGGGGGAUUCCUUUUCGCGUUGCACAGAAACCGGACGCUGUUGGUACAUUAGCUGCAGAAAAAAUGUCAUAGUUGAGCCGAAUGAAUGGAUGCUGUGAGGUGCCUUUGCGCACAUCUGUCCAAAAUGACAUGAAGCUCUGAGCUUCCAUCGCUCAGCUCCGCCGAUUGUCGCCUCCGCUAGUCAGGGCACCAUGGCAACGAGGAUGAAGCUAAAGCUGAAGACUGUAUUUUUGCUCUACUUCAUGGUCUCGCUCCUGGGCCUCAUCUAUGCACUGAUGCAGCUCGGCCAGCGCUGUGACUGCACAGAACACGACUUCCCUAAAGACCGCACCAUAUCUCGGCUGCGUGGGGAGCUACACCGUCUUCAGGAGGAGAUGAGGAAGUUGGAGGUAACAAAGCAACCUCUGAAGCAGCCAGCCAAACCGUCCCUGCCCACCAUCUUUGUUAUCACGCCGACAUAUGCAAGGCUGGUGCAGAAGGCCGAGCUGACUCGUAUGUCCCAGACUUUUCUCCAUGUCCCUCGGCUCCACUGGAUCUUGGUGGAGGACUCGCCACACAAGACACCUCUGGUGACCGACCUGCUGAUGAAGAGCGGCCUGACCUACACUCACCUACACAUGCCCACCGCCAAGGACCGCAAACUACAGGAGGGUGACCCCAGCUGGCUCAAGCCCCGUGGAGUGGAGCAGAGAAACGAAGGGCUUCGGUGGCUUAGAGAGGACAGGAGGGCUCAGCCAGGAGGGGAUAACCAGCAGGGAGUGGUGUACUUUGCUGAUGAUGAUAACACAUACAGCCUGCAGUUGUUUGAGGAGAUGAGGAGCACACAGCGGGUGUCAGUUUGGCCGGUGGGCCUGGUCGGAGGCAUGAAGUAUGAGAGGCCUGUGGUUGAAGGAGGAAAGGUCGUUCGCUUCCAUACCGGCUGGCGUCCGAGUCGGCCCUUUCCGAUCGACAUGGCGGGCUUCGCCGUUUCCCUUAAAUUGGUCCUGGCCAAUCCGGAGGCAUGCUUUGAUGGAGAGGCACCAAUGGGCUUGCUGGAAAGCAGCUUUCUUCAGGGACUGGUUACCAUGGAUGAACUGGAGCCCAAAGCAGACAACUGCACUAAAGUGCUGGUGUGGCACACACGGACAGAGAAACCGAAGAUGAAGAGAGAGGAGGCGCUCCAGGCUCAGGGACUGGGUUCAGACCCUGCUGUGGAGGUCUGAGGGAAACACAUGCACAUCAACACACGCACACACACACACACACACACACACACACACACACACACACGCACACAGUGUGUGAUUAUAUUCUGCUGUUAAUGCUGCAUAUGUAACUGCAUUGUAAAUACUGUAAACACUAAAGUACAGAAGAGAACCUGGUUAUGAGAGACUGUUACACCCGGUUGUAAACAUAGAUGUGUAUCGAGUGUGCGUUUUGUCAUAACUGUGCUGAUUGUAUGCUAGUGUGUGUCUUUUUUUGUUUUGUUUUUGAGUUUGAUGUCCUUGUUUAGCAGUACAGUGGGUGUCAAUGUUAAACUACUACCUGAUGGGGGCGCCAGUGUAUUAGUUUGUGAAGCCAUGCUGUUCUCCUGCUGGAACAUUGCGGCUUAAAACUGGAGGGAGGGUGCGUCUCAUAGCAGGGUCGUCUUGUAUCACUUCUGUUUACUUGUAGCUCAGUUAGACGCCUGUGAUGUUUCCCGCUCCUGGCAGCAGUUAGAUGUUUUUAUCAGGGGCUGGAUGUAUAAUUCAUGUGACAGGCGAAAACCGUGUAUAUAUCUUUUCCAAAACAUGGAGUGGUAUUUUAAAAAGGAAGAUUUGGUUUUUCAUUUCAUUUUUUUUUUAAAUAGUGAGUUGAGUCAAUAUGAUGAUGAAGAAAGAAGGGGGAAAAUACAGACAACCAAGCUUGUCAUUUUUUGUGAGUGUCCCAUUCACAAACUAAAUUUUAUCAUUAUUGUUUGAUGAUCAUAAAUGUUUGUGGCUUCAUGUUAUUGUGGGUAAAACCUUUGCCUAGCAUGCCAAAGAUCCCCAGGUUGGGACUAGGAGGUGACACAAAUGCAGCGUCGGGGGAGCACAAGCCAGUGUACUCCUAUUAGCAGUCCCAAGGGUUAAGUCAGGAAGAGAUUCUUCUGCAAGGAUGACCCCAUGGGAAGUAAGGGAGCAGCUCAAAGGACCCUUAUAUACAUUUCAGUAGUGUGGGUGUGAGAAUGAAGUACGAAAGGUUACUUUGAAGGUGUUGGACUGUUUAUCACCCCAGUUUUGCUCACACAGCAGAUUGGGGCUGUUGAUGAUUUCAGAACUGAGAUCAUCAAACACAUUUUCCUUUUUUUUCAAUUCUGGGUCUGAAUUUUAUGUUUAGUGAUAUUGAGCUGCUUAUUUGAGCUCAUGUCUAAGCGUUUUGUGCAAACUGUUAUUUUUAUAUACAAAUGAUUAAUGAAUGAUUAAUGAUUAAAUGAUUAACAAGGGAAGUGUCUACUAGACUGACAGAUACAGGACAUUUGUGGUAGAUACCGAUAUUUAGGGGGUUUAAAAAAAACAAAAACCUGAUACUGAUAUCGGCCGAUAUUCCUCAUACAUGUAAAUACAUAUUUCUAGAGUAUGUUUUCCAGGAAUUGGCCGUCUUAGCUACUUUGCUGUGACAAGAUUUCUAAAUCACCUAGGUCUUUUUCAGCUUUGUUUUGUAUAAAAAACAUGAAAUGAUACGGAUAUAUCUGUGAUAUCGGCCGAUAAUAUUAGCAAACAGUAUAUUGGACAGUUUUGAUUGGACAGGGGUUUAUAUGGUCCCAGGUCUGGCUCUGGUCCCUCAAUCACAUGGAUAUAAUGUGUACCCUGGUUUAGCAGUGCAGCCUUCAGUGUCGUUCCUGUUUUCAGGCCAAGAAUCAGUUACAACUGAGCACUUAGUUCAUGCAUGGCUUCUGAUUUUUGUGUUUGUAAGUCAGUAUUCAGGCAUUUAGAUCUUUUUUUUUUUUUUUUUCUUUUUACCCCUAAAAACAAGUCAUCAGCAUCAAAACAAUGUUAAUAAUCUUUACUCAAACUGUGUAAUAACAAUGACUAGGAUUAAGCAUUGUAGAGCCAAGGCAGUGAAUACUUAGUCUUUUUUAACAAUAAAAAUAUCCAUGACUGAAACAGUGCUCUCUAAACAUGCUGAGCAGUGAACAAACCCCACGGACGACUUGCUGUUGCGUCUUUAUUAAGCCCUCAACAACCCGUGUUGCAGACAAAGUGGUGCAACUUAGCAACACGGGCACGACAAACAAAUGUGCAACGGUUCCACACCCAAUGCACAAGUUCUGGGUUGUAACUGGUGUCAUCACACCACAGCUAGUUUAACCCAGUGUUUUAUGAGCAGCUUUAGUGAUGCUUUUUAAAAAGUGGAAACCAUUUAAGGCAGUGAUUAAACAAACAACUCUGCUGAAGCGCAUAUAAACGACUUAUGCAAUAAACAAACAUGUUACAUUUCGACACUGCUGCAAUCAGAAAAACACUUGAAUUUGCCUCCAGCGGGCAGGAAAUCCCUGGUACUUAAACAUAGCAAUAUAUGAAAACUCGAGCUGUGCUUCGUCAUCUUCCACACUCCCUGCAGUUCAGCAGACGCUGUAAAAACAGCUAGUGCCUGCUUACGUGUAAUUAGUGCCUGUAAGUAACUUCUCUACUGGUGUAUAAUGUAUUUAUUACUGUUCUUUACAUUGUACAGUGUGAUCAUGUCUGUCCCUGGCCUUGGAAAUAAAAGUAAUGAAAAACA
This is a messenger RNA of Oreochromis aureus, 3818 nucleotides long. It is a transcript of the gene b3gat3, whose product is annotated as beta-1,3-glucuronyltransferase 3 (glucuronosyltransferase I). The coding region runs from base 290 to 1300 and encodes 336 amino acids. Lineage: Eukaryota; Metazoa; Chordata; Actinopteri; Cichliformes; Cichlidae. Gene Ontology annotation, cellular component: Golgi membrane. The transcript is spliced from 8 exons. Gene Ontology annotation, biological process: chondroitin sulfate proteoglycan biosynthetic process; carbohydrate metabolic process. Gene Ontology annotation, molecular function: galactosylgalactosylxylosylprotein 3-beta-glucuronosyltransferase activity. The record is from RefSeq and is a predicted model, not a curated record.